GAAUAUCGUCUACGCUAACGGGUUUGAGAAUGCGUAAUUUAGUAUUGUGCCGUCAUAAGGCGCAUGUUAUUACGUAGAAGUGGCUACAUUGUUAGCCACCAACGUUCUGGAAUCAACAUGGACAAACAUGGAAUACUGGCAUAUUUAAACUAUUUAUCCUGACGAUCGGUGACAGAAAGUCAACUAUUAAUGUGCGCUGUUAAUAACACAGUUACAAUAAGAAUUGGUUGAUUUUGGAUCGGCUCAUGAUGGAGUGGGGUAUGGAGGGGGCGACAAUGUUCAAGGAGCUGGCCGCAUUGGAGACGCGGCUGCUCCAGGACGGCUUGCGCCCCAAUGCUGAGGCGGUGGAGCGGCUGCUUCACCUGUGGAAACUCUACCUGCGCACUGAGGGCAGCAUGAACGCCGCCAGGCUGGAGGUGAAGGCGCUGCAGGAGGCCCAUGACAGGGAAAACAUGGAGGUGCAAAAGAAGCUUGACCAAGUCCGGGUCCUGAUUGCCAAGCAGAACUCGUUGAAUGUCAAGUUUGAGGAAGAAAAUGAGCAACUGCAUGCUCAGCUGAAGCAGCAGCGCGGUGAUAAAGAGGCUGAGAAGAUGGAGGUGGCCGAGCUGCUUGCCCAGGGGAGCCUGGGCGAGAUCAUCUCCUCCAGCCCCAGUGAGCAGGUGGCCUACCUGCUGGCUGAGAGGGCCUCUCUCCUGGAGAGAUUGCAGGCUCUGGAUGUGGAGAAAUCUCCACCAUUCAUGGACGCUGAUCCUGCUGUCUUCAGAGAUGGCAUGGAUAAGCUGUCUUUCCACAUGGCGGUGCCGUCUCGAGGCCAAAGCUCCUGGAAGAAGCUCUUAGGACUCCCAGUCGUCUGGUGUGGAGCCCAUGGAUGAUAGUGGUGCUGAGCAGCUGAACCUGGAGAGAGACCUGGAUGAGGCCUCCCGCCGCCUGUCCAUGGCUCACAAGGAGAUCCGUCGGCUGACGGAUGAGCUGGAGUCCGCGCACAUGACCCAGAAGGCCUAUGAGACAAAGCUGCAAGAGGUUGAAUUCCUCAAGCAGGAAGUGGAAAACCUGAGACUUUGUGAUAUGUCCGAGCUCCAAAAUGCCAGAGAGCUGAAUGAGCGCCUGGACACGGACAUCAGGACUCUGAGAGGCCA
Molecule: messenger RNA, 1136 nt
Organism: Sardina pilchardus (European sardine)
Lineage: Eukaryota; Metazoa; Chordata; Actinopteri; Clupeiformes; Clupeidae
Exons: 8
Coding region: 246-872 (208 amino acids)
Source: RefSeq, a predicted model, not a curated record